Hemibagrus wyckioides is the source of this 1302-nucleotide messenger RNA. RefSeq names its product zinc finger protein 239-like. Bases 183 to 1271 code for a protein of 362 amino acids. Gene Ontology annotation, biological process: regulation of transcription by RNA polymerase II. The transcript is spliced from 5 exons. The record is from RefSeq and is a predicted model, not a curated record. Gene Ontology annotation, molecular function: DNA-binding transcription factor activity, RNA polymerase II-specific; RNA polymerase II cis-regulatory region sequence-specific DNA binding. Lineage: Eukaryota; Metazoa; Chordata; Actinopteri; Siluriformes; Bagridae.
CUUUUUCCUAUGAUGUCUUAGACAACAGCAUAGUGAUUAUUUCAGAUGACAAGUGUCUUGAAACAUCGGCGCAAGGCUUAAGAACAACAGAACGAUCUGACUCCGACCAAAGGCCUACCGCUUUAGUACAUCUGUGGCCUAAACCAAUUCCUCAAAUUGCGGAACAAUUUAGACCUCUUACAAUGAACUCAGACUCUUCACAGACUCCUCCAGCUGCCUGCUCACAGCAUUUGGGAAAUGUGCAGGCAAGCACGUCUACCACUUUAAGUGAAGGGCCAUCCAUCUUUGUGGACCAACAAAUUGGAGCAAUGCUGGAGAAACAUCUAACAGAAGAAGUACCUAAAGAAAACCCCCUAGGCAGUCUUGUGAACUUUUGCAGAUCCUUCUUCAUCAACAGACGCAAGAUGGGGUCAUCCCCAGGUGGCAUCAUUCCUGAUAGCUCAGCCAGACAGUCCUGUUUACCAGGGCUAGACGUUACGGAUCCUGGUAUUCCUGAUGCAGACCUGGGAAUGUGUAACGAGGGAGAGACUCUUCCAGCUGAUGCACACUUAGAGCCCUACCUGGGAGGCUCAGCAGACACAGAGGAAACUAUGACGAGUCUCUUCUCUUGGGUGAGUCAAGUCAAAGUACAAAAGCAGCUGUUUCACUGCCUCCGGUGUGGGAAGAGGUUUAAGCAACAAAGAACUCUCAAACGACACAAGUGCAUUCCCACAGGAGAGAAGCCAUAUUACUGCUCACUGUGUGGGACAAGUUUUAAGCAACAAAGUGCUCUCAAACGACACCAGCUUAUUCACACAGGAGAGAAGCCAUAUCACUGCUCACAGUGUGGGAAGAGUUUUAAGCAACAAAGUGCUCUCAAACAACAUCAGGUCAUUCACACAGGAGAAAAGCCACAUCACUGCUCAGAAUGCGGGAAGAGUUUUGCCCAGCUGGGUUCUUUAACAGUACAUCAGCGGUAUCACACAGGAGAGAAGCCUCAUCACUGCUCAAAGUGCGGGAAGAGUUUUGCCCAGCUGGGUUCUUUAACAGUACAUCAGCGGUAUCACACAGGAGUGAUGCCUUAUCACUGCUCAGAAUGCGGGAAGAGUUUUGCAAGUGUGGGUAAUUUACAAAGACACCAGCAUGUUCACACAGGACAAAAGCCAUAUUACUGUUCACAGUGUGGGAAGUCUUUUACCCAGUCAAGUGCUGUCAAAACACACCAGCGCAUUCACACGGGAGAAGCGUGGACAAGAUGCCUGAGAAAGACAAAUGCACAUCAGCUUCUGUAGUAUGAAUUUCCUCUGGAUCCACUGUGACAUU